This is a messenger RNA of Clarias gariepinus (North African catfish), 8122 nucleotides long. It is a transcript of the gene rp1l1a, whose product is annotated as rp1 like 1a. The transcript is spliced from 3 exons. Bases 1 to 7032 code for a protein of 2343 amino acids. Gene Ontology annotation, cellular component: axoneme. Gene Ontology annotation, biological process: photoreceptor cell development; intracellular signal transduction; retina development in camera-type eye. The record is from RefSeq and is a predicted model, not a curated record. NCBI's taxonomy places the organism in Eukaryota, Metazoa, Chordata, Actinopteri, Siluriformes, Clariidae.
AUGCAGAGUGCAGGCUUCUCUAAUGCAAGCUCCCAGAUUAGGAAUGAUUCCUUGUCUCACUUCUCAAAUGUGACUACUGCCACCCCAGCCAAGAGAAUCACAUUUUAUAAAAGUGGAGACAGCCAAUUCAGUGGCAUUAGGAUGCCUAUUCAUAAGCGAAGCUUCAAAUGCUUUGAUUCCUUGUUGGAUGAUCUUUCGCAAAAAAUGACUUUGCCAUUUGGUGUACGGAUGAUUACUACACCCAGAGGAACUCACACUAUUCAGAAUCUGGAAGAGUUACAGGAUGGGGCCUGCUACCUGUGCUCUGAUCGCCAAUUUGUUAAACCAAUCGAUAUGGAAGUUGCAGGGAAACGGCCUGCUUCCUGGCACAACAGCUAUCCAAUAAACAUCCCAAAAAAGCCUUCCCGACCUGAAGAGCCACCUACAGGACAUUCCGGCCAUCGCUAUCAUCGACAACCAAAGAAGAUUGUUUUAGUGAAAAACAAUGAUCCUUCAGUGAGAAGGUCUAUCUUUUUUAACAAAAGGAGGGUUCGCAGUCUUCGUGUCUUUAUGGAUGAGAUUUCAGAACUCAUGCAGUGCCAUAUUAGAAAGCUAUACACCUUGGAAGGACGGAAGAUUGAUAGUAUGCAAAGCCUGAUGCAAUGUCCCAAUGUGCUGGUGUGUGUGGGCCGAGAACCUUUCAAGCACCUACUUCUGGAGAAUCUGAGAAAGAGCUCAGAGGAAAAGUUGCCUGGGAUAGGUGCAAGGUCGCACUCCAGCAUCUACAGUGAGGGCCAUGACAGCAAGAAAAAUGUGAACUUUGGACUUGAGACCAAGAAAAGUAUCAUCCAUCCAAGGUCAGAUUCAAGUAACAAAUCGGCAAGAUUCUCCCUUUCAUCGGAAAAAUCUUACCCAAAUGGAUCAAGCGCGACACCAGGACAGCUAGGCUGUGUUACAAAGGAAGUUGUAAUGAACGAUGAUGUUGAAAAAAGAGUUCUCGUCAACAAAGAUGGCAGUCUUUCUGUAGAAAUGAAAGUCCGGUUCCGUCUAGUCAAUGAUGAAACUCUUCAGUGGUCCACUGAAAUCAAAAAGUUGCCAAUAUCUACAAAUGACUGUAGGUCUAUACAGGAAGGAGACCCUCAGUGUCUAACUAGCAAAGUUGUCUACUCUGAGCCGGAGUUCAAUGCUGAAUGUGAAACUGAGGAGGCCGGUUCACUAAUGGACUUUACAGAAUCCCACUGUCAAAGUUGUUGCAACCAUGGUCAAGGGCAUGACAUUUGGAAAAACCCCUUACACAUGGAUGAUAAAAGCAGUGGAACCAUAAGUACAUCUAAUUGUGCUGAAUCAUCUGAAAGAGUUAUGCACCAAAAGGAAUCUGUGGACAGUAUGUAUACAGUUUCCAGGUCGAGUGAGGAAUAUACUGAACAUGUGGUAGAGAAGGCAUCUUGCUUCCAACAGACUAUUGAGAAGAGGGACACAAGGAUUGAAUAUUGCUCGAUAAGUCGGUGUUGCAGUCAGAGUGAGGCAUCUACCAGCGCCACAAAGUGCAAUGCACCUACUGACACAUUUGAUAAGAAUACUGGGAAAAUAUGUGACCAUAAUGAUAACAGAAAAACAGAUUAUGCAAAAUUCGAGGAUUUGAGCAAAGUCACAAAAGUAGAAGAACAUUUGAUUUCUUCAACCACUAAUUCAUCCAUCAUCCAGCCAUUCAAAAAUGAUGAGGAGAAUGAUUAUAAUGAUCUUACCCCUUGUGUAUUAAAAGCAUCUCAGUGGUGUUCUGAACAGAAUAAACCAUUUGCAUUUGUACAUUCCUAUGGCAGUCAAUGUUCGCAAAAUUUACAUUCAUCCAGCAUACAACAUAAAGUCUCUAGCUGCUCGGCUGAUUUAUUAAAAUCCAAAAUGUCCAAAACCAUGUAUGCAGCUCUAGAGGUACACCGAGACGGUCUUGCAGACACUGAUAGUAUGGACAGUCCCAGAUCUUCAGUUUCAAAAGUGUCCUCAAUGUCUCAGUGUUGCUGCUGCAGCGAGCACAGAGAAGCAACAAGAAGCUUGGUAGAAUCUCAUAUGAGAAGGUGCGUAAAGGAAACGGUCCAGAAUUCAAUACCCAAUGACAUCAAAGUGUCUAAUAAACCUAAAGCAAGAACAAAUUCCCCAAGGACAGUGAAGUCAGACAGCGGUGUCCAGAAAGCAAGCCAGCAGGAAACAGUAAGUGGGAAUAGAUGUGUCAUGUCAGCAAUGUCCACGAUAUGCCCUUGUUGUGGUGGAUGUGGAAGAUUGCUACCAACAAUACCAGCAGAUGUCCAUGAUACACCAGAUCAAGUAUCUGAGGAAGACAGUGAGGAUAAGUCACUUGGUCACAGAUCAUUUAAGUCACCUGGGUCAAAGAGAUUUAGUAAGUGUACACAUUGUGCCCCAGACAGAGAUUUGCCUUUUUCGAACAUACUUGAGAAUAUUGAACCUGUUCAAAAUAAUACAGCAGAGGUAGAGGUCAGGCAUGCUUGCCAGUGUGCAAUGUUUGAUUUAUCAAAUAAUGCUGCUGCUUCAAAACAAUCCAAUAAAUCGAACCAGCAUGCAUGUGGGAGGGCAUCUUCUGUAGAAAUGGAUUCUGAGACUGCUGGAGUGGAAGAUGUUGAAGGCAAGACCAAAAGUGCCAUGUCAAUAGAACCAGUUGAGUCUGCGAAGACAGAUAAUGAUAUAGCAGAUAAACUAACAACAUAUGGACAGAAGAGUCAAAUUGCUAAAGAAAUUAACACUAAAAAAAGAAUGUCUAGUGCAAUGUCAACUAAACCACACUCUUCUAAAGAUCCGGACAAAUCCCACAAAUCAGACAUCAUCUGUAACACUACAGCUGCAUCACCACCAACUUCUAUGGCUUCUCUAUCACCUGAAAUGAGAAAAAUAUCUCAAGUAUUAAGCACACCUAAAUCACCAGUUAAAAUGGAGAAUAGUAAUCAGGCUUUAAGUGUAAAAUCUGGUAAAUCUUCAAAAUCAACAAGAUCUAACAAACGUCACUGCUUUUGUUCAAGAGAUGUUCAAGGAGUGGCAAGUAGUCACUCUACAAAAUCUCUCACUCCAGCUUCACAUGGGCAGCUAGAUGAACCAUUAAGUCCGACAUUAACAGCUUCUGCCUCUCUUGGCCUUAGUGCAGAAGAGCAGUCCGAGGACCUCAAUGAACAAUCCAUGAUUAAUACAUCACAAAUCUUUGAUGAGCCUAAAUGCUUGUUAGACAAAUAUACCCCGGAACACUCUGCCUUAGAGCAUGCUAUUAACAAUUCGGCAAAAACAGAAACCAGGGAGAGGGUCAAAACAGCUGUGUCUACAAAUUCUACAGUUUCAGAUCAAACAAAAUUGUCUCAUUGUAUGGAAGACUCAUGGAAAAAUCCUGAAGAUAUAUCUCUAGCUGAAUCUGAAACCAUCAUAUCAGUGAAAUCAACGACUGAAAACAGAGUAGGAGUCCAGCUUUUAGAAAAUGAUCAUAGAGUGCCAUCUGCAUUGUCUGUGCCAUCAGGGAAAUCACAAGAGAACUCAACCAGUAAAAACACUUCAACCAUAGAAAGAUGUACACGUGGUACUCAAGCAAUCAUUAAAAAUAUGGAUAAGGGUAAAACAAACAAAGCUUUAGGCAUCAAGUCAAAGUCAAAAUCAAGUCAAAAUAAAAUACCCCAUGUGAAGGCUACAGCCCAUAUGGCUGCAAUAUCUAAGGAUCAAUCUAAUACAAAGUGCAAGAACAGAUCCCAAUCUAACUUUCAAAUAAAAGAAGACAGGAAAGCUCAGUCUAACAGUUCCACUAGUAUGAUUUCUUUAAAAACACCAAAAUCAGAAAAGAAACUUCUACCCAGGAAUAAAUAUGUCACUAAUUCUAACAUAUCACAAAACUGUGACACUCCAGAUUCUAAAUGGAAAUGUUGCACAGCUUUGCCUCACAGUCCAGAUCUACUAAGGAAAAAGGAUACAGAUGCAAGAACAUCAGACAAAAACUAUGUUCUUGAAGAGAUGCAGCAUAUUCACAGCAACUGUAAAACUAGCAGCAGCUUUAAACCAAGAAAUAAUAGCACUGCAUCACUGAACAAAGCUGAGGACAAUGAUGAACCACUAAUGCCAUCUUGUUUACCUAAUGCAUCUCCUACGGAUGUUGUUAAUUACUGGCUUAAAAACAUACCAAUUGUUCGUCCUUUAUAUCAAAUGGACGAUGAAUUCUGUGAGCAACAUGAUGAAACUCUCCCCCAUAUGCCUGCUGUGAAAGAAGAAGGAUGUUUUCAAAAUGAAACUGGAGAACAGUCUGAAAAGCCACUGGAAAUGAGAGACUCACAAGAAUUAGGUGGGCCUGAAGGUGCGGAUCCUGUUAUAGAAGAUAAAAAUACCAUUUGUUAUGCAAAACUGCCAUGUAAUGAGACAUUUCAAACAAUUGUAGGCAACAGUGAUUACAGUCAUCUCAGUGCAAAAAUAACUAAGAGAGAGAGUUUGGCAAACAAUUGUCAGUCCUCUAUACAGGUCAUGAAGGUCCUCUUAAGCCCAAAACUGGACAGAUGCAAUAGUCUGCCUGAGAUUUCACCAACAUAUGGGAUAAAACUAAGCACUUCAGCUAAAGGACUACUAGACUGCCUUGCAAAUUUACAAGUGUUUGACCCAGAUCCAAAGAUCUAUGACAAAUACAGUGAAAUAAUAAGCACACUCCAAUCGCUAUGGAGUAACAGGCCCUGUGAAACUGUGCAAGACAAGCAUAAAACAAAAGUUUAUUCAGCAGAAGAUGAGUUUAACCCAAGGUCUUCAUCAGGGGUAGAUUUAAGCAGUGGCUCAAUAGGGUCUGGAAAAGGAAGCAUUAAUGGUGGAUUUGCAAAAUCUGACACAGCACCAGGCAGAACAACAAUAAUAGCUAAACCGAAGGCCUUCCCACAGAUCCAAGAAGAUGCUAUUAUGAGGAGUGGUUGUGAUUCUUUAACUGCUAUGCCAGAAAACAUAAAUACUUUCAUUGUCUCUUCCAAUCCUAUAACUCCAGACAUUGCUGAGAGGGUCCGAUGCAGUCCCGAACAUGAAAAACUAAACGAGGAAGCACAAGAAGAUGAAGGCCUUAAAGCCACUGAUGAUGUCAUUCAGACUCCUGAACCUAUAAAAGAUAUUAAGGUAAUAGCUUUAACAUUCUCUCAAAAUGAUGGAAAUGUUAAAGCAGCGGCAGACAAAGAGACAAAUCCACCAGAAAAUAGCAAAUUAAGAACACCAUCAUCUGAUCAGAGAAGUCAAUUAACCAAGAGAAUUUCACAAGACCCAGAUCCAGUAUGGGUUUUGAGCUUGUUAAAGAAACUAGAAAAGCAAUUUAUGUCUCACUAUGCAAAUGCAAUAUCAGAGUUCAAAGUAAAGUGGGAUUUAAAUGACAAUGAGAUGCUUGAUAUAAUGAUUAGUGAACUAAAAGAAGAAGUCCAUAAAAGAAUUCAGUCUACUAUUAGUCGAGAGCUCCAGAAAAUCCAAAGUCGAGCUGGAAGAACACCAAGACCACCAAUAAGCAUCCUUUCUAGAGAUUCUACUAUGCAAACUGAGCAACGGCGGAGACGUCUUAAAGUGAUGCAGAAUAAACUUAUGACCCCUUCAAGAAGUGAUGAAAUAAACACUGCUUCAGGUACUGAAAUCAGCGACCAGCGCAGUGAAGAUGAAUACUGUCCAUGUGACACAUGUAUGAAAAAGAAAAUGCCAUCUAGAGUUAUCCAGUGUGCUGAAGCUGUGAGCAUGGCUCCAGUAGUGAAGGAUUAUGAUCUUAGGCAAAUCUUGCAAGCGAAGAAGGAUUCUUCUGUUACUCUGCCAAUGCAGUCCAAGUUAGAUGUAGAAAAACAUCAGAUUGGGGGUAGUGACAGUAGCAAUUCGCAAGGUAAAAAUCCUUUAAUGAUGGUUAAAGACGUGGUCAUAACAGAGCAUGGAGUUUAUGCCUGUGGAAACCCGGACAAACAUGUAGGGCUAAUAAAUGAUGCAGGAUUGAGGACAGUAAAAAAAGGAUUAUCUCGUGAGGAGGAUUAUGGGCAGCCAGAGAAAGAGAAAGUGUUUGAUAAUAGAGUUGAUGAAGCAGAUAAUGGAAGAAGCAAAACAGAGCAGGAAAGGCAUAAAGUGGAAGAGGGCACAGAUAAGAAGAAUGAGGAAGAGGCAGAAGAGGAUUCAGAGGGAGAUAUAGCAAUUGAAAAUCCACCCAAUGAGCUGUAUGCAAAAAGAAAAGAAAAAGAAAGCAGUAAAACUGAAGCAGGAGAAGGGAAUCCAGUGGAGGAAAAAGAAUCAAAUGAUGAAAGACCUGAAGAGGAGCUGUCUGCAGGGGAAGCAAAUAAAAAGAGUGAAACUCUCGAAGCUGAGGAGGAGGAAAAAGACAGGAUUGAAAAAAAAGCAGAGACACCAGAAGAGGGUAAAGAAUCAGAAAAUAGAACAGGAGAGGAAACUAAAUCAGUCAAAGAAGCCAAGACCUUCGAGGAUGAAUCAGAAGAAGCUGAGAAUAGUAAUGUGACAAGUGAUGAAGAAACACAAGAUGAUGCACCUGCUGCUGCACCUGAAGCUAAGCCUGGAAAUAAUAAAAUAACUAAAGUCAUAGAAGGUGAAAGAACAGAAGAAUUUGGUGCCACACAAAAGAGUGAAGCUAAUACGACCCCUGAAAAUAGUGCAGGUGAAAUUCAGAGUGACUCUACUGAGGCAGAAAAUGAAGUUGGAAAGGAGUCACAUGAGAACAAGGGAAAGAUGUAUACUCAGAAGCCAAGCAAAAAAAAAGAUAGUAUAUCAGCAGCAGGACAGCUGGUCUCUGAGGAGGAGGAGGAGGAGGAGGAGAAGGAUGAGCAGGCAGACUGCAGAAGUGUUAAAAGGAUUCAGACUGAUAUGAGAGCAAGGAGUAUUGAGAACCAAGCAGAGGAUCCUGGUAAUCAAAGUCGUGUCUAUGGUGAUGAGUCUGACUGUAACCUUAUUAAACAGAGAACAAAAACAUCAAUUGAAUCCCAGACAGGAUCAUUGGAACAUUUCAAGGAUUUGACAAUGAAAGAAAAGCUACAAGAUAUUCAGAGUUUUAUGGAAAGUUUAAGUGAUCAAGAUUUAUAGGUUCCCUUUUUAUGGAACAUUUGGAUAAAUUGGACAUUUGGACACUUUUUUUUUUGUCCCUAAAAUCAAAUGAAAUCCAAGAUAAUGUGAAUGAUCUGCACAUUAUUUUUUUUUAUGAAUAUCUCUGCAUUGAGACAACUGAUAUUUUAAUGUUGAUUUCAGAAACAAAGAAAAUAAUACCUUAACUGAAACACAUAUAUCCUUUUAAGUGCAUACAGAGUUUAGUCAGGAGUGAUUAUUUCAGACAACAUACAAACAUUUUACAGCAGCUCAAACUAGAAAUAAAUUGUCAUACUGUAUAUUUUACAACAUAGUACAUUUCAUAGACAUGUGUAAAUAUUAAUGUACAUUUUAAUGACAUUUUUAACGUAACAUGAAAUUUCAUGAAAAAAAAUCUGGAGAGAUGUUCUGUAUAAUAAUAUACAUAUUAAUGUUAAAAAUAAUGAGACAGUAAGAACUAACAAGGGAAACUGACACUUUAGACUAAGAGGUUUGAGUACAAAAGACAAAAUGAGCAAUGUUAAUCCUUAUUAUGUAAUGUGUUUUUUUUUUGUGGCUAAGACUUUUUGAUGCUCCUUACCGGUUGGCUGGAUACUGUAUUUUACACAUUUAACCUUGUUUGUAAUGCAUGGCACAUCAAAGACUAGAAUAUUGUCAUUGUAUGGUACAGUGAAUAAACUAUACAACUAAACAAAUUGAACUUGAAUGAAGUAAACCUCACAACAUAUAUGUGCGGCAUAGCCUUUGUUCAAUAGUUCUUAUGUCAUGAUCAUCCCAUCCCAUUGCGUAUGCAGGUUUAAAUGCUUUUAGACUUAAAGAAAGGCUAACUUGCACGAUUCAUUCUGUCUAAAGACGAGAAGUGUACUUAGAUUGAUGUGACUAUCUAAGUUAAUUAAACAGAUUAGUCACAAGGACCCUGUUGAAUAACAUGUAGAGGUAGAUGCUCAAUGUGCCCUUAAGAGGAAAAUUAUUUUGUUUUCUGGCUUGUUGCUUUACAACAGCUACUACGGAUCAGUUGAACAUGACCAAUAAAAGGUUUUGUUUACUUUUUUUGUUUGUUGCAGAAAUGACAUUUGUGUCAGUUGCUGCA